AUGAUCCGCAAGAUGCAGAGGUUGCUGAGAUGUACAAGCACAACAGAGAGCUUUUCGUCCAGACGGCGAAAUACUGGACGGAGACCUUUGCCUCCGAGAAGAAAUCCUCCAACGACGAGAAGGCCCGACGGAUCCGAAGGAUCCGGUCUUCCGGCCGUCUCGAAAACGAGAAAACGAGAACGUGACCCUGGCAUGACGGAGAGGUGCUCGGGCUGCUGUGAUUGUUUGGAGGUUUCUUUUGACCCACUUCCAUGGGUUCUUUUGCGACAUGCUGACUUGGGCUAG
Messenger RNA from Durusdinium trenchii, 285 nucleotides. The record is from the annotation of a GenBank genome assembly. Lineage: Eukaryota; Dinophyceae; Suessiales; Symbiodiniaceae.